Aspergillus ibericus CBS 121593 is the source of this 474-nucleotide messenger RNA. RefSeq lists its product as uncharacterized. The coding region runs from base 1 to 474 and encodes 157 amino acids. The record is from RefSeq and is a predicted model, not a curated record. NCBI's taxonomy places the organism in Eukaryota, Fungi, Ascomycota, Eurotiomycetes, Eurotiales, Aspergillaceae. The transcript has a single exon.
AUGGCCUUGCAAUUUGAUACUAAUGGCCUCUACCUCCUUCUGUCGGAUCGUGGAGCUGAGUCGACCUUCCACUGGGGUCUUUACCUUGCCAAGUCCCCCGCCUCCGGUGACAUUUUUGACAUCAUCAACUUCCCGAACCCAAGGGUGUGGGCGUAUGAACCCAAGUCGAAUCAGCAGGUGACCACAUCCAAGCGAUGCCUUCUCGCGUUGAAAGUUGGAGACUUGGACCCGGCUCUGCAUGGCCCGUUGCAGACUCGCCUGUCGCAGGUCCCAAUCCAGUACUCGACGCGCUUCCAUGAAGCCAUCACCUGCCGUGUCUGGGUGAAGGAAGCCCUCUUUGCUUUGGACGAUGAAGGAUAUAUCAAACUUAUCGAGACCGUUAAUGGCAUCGAGACUGAGGCUCGGUACGCCGCCAUGUUGAACAAAGCAAAUGGAAAGAGAACGGUUGCUAGGAGCCGCGGCAGCAUCUUCUGA